AAAGACCUCAUGUGGUCCCACUAACUUUCUGACUCUGGCUGGCGCAAUGGACACGGCGUGGCUCUUAAUGGUCCUGGUGCAUACUGUCUUGAUUGACAAAGGACCCUGUUUGACACUUGAUGGCACCAAAUCGAAACCCAAUGGGGACCUUGACAAAGGAGUAAUGUAUGCUAACAACUCCGUUAAGAGGGUUUAUGAAUUUCUUCAGUCAAUGAAGUCCAUGUUGGAAAAGCAAGUUAAAGAAGUACAAAUGGAAACUAAAGAAGUGGAAACGGACGCAUUGCUGGGCUUAAGAGACAUUUUCCAAGUAAACAAGCUGAAAGGACAAAAUACAGUGACUGAUUUAUUUCAGCAAAUGUCCAAUGUCCAGAAUGAAAACUACACCCACAGCCACCACCAGAGUGACGACAAGGGCCAUGACAACUCAAGCCACUGGCACCGGAGUGACGACAUGGGCCACAAUGUGACUUCUGAUGACCACUUUGACCACUCAAGCCACGGCCACCACCAGAGUGACGACAUGGGCCACAAUGUGACUUCUGAUGACAACUCAAGCCACAGCCACCACCAGAGUGACAUGGGCCAUCACCAUGACAACACAAGCCACGGCCACCACCAGAGUCACGACAUGGGCCACAAUGUCACUUCUGAUGACCACUAUGACAACUCAAGCCACGGCCACCACCAGAGUGACGACAUGGGCCACAAUGUAACUUCUGAUGACCACUAUGACAACUCAAGCCACGGCCACCACCAGAGUGACAUGGGCCAUCACCAUGACAACUCAAGCCACGGCCACCAAAAUGACAUAGGCCACAAUGUGACUUCUGAUGACCACUCAAGCCACAGCCACCACCAGAGUGACAUGGGCCAUCACCAUGACAACACAAGCCACGGCCACCACCAGAGUCACGACAUGGGCCACAAUGUCACUUCUGAUGACCACUAUGACAACUCAAGCCACGGCCACCACCAGAGUGACGACAUGGGCCACAAUGUAACUUCUGAUGACCACUCAAGCCACGGCCACCACCAGAGUGAUAACAUGGGCCACAAUGUGACUUCUGAUGACCACUAUGACAACUCAAGCUACGGCCACCACCAGAGUGACAUGGGCCAUGACAACACAAGCCAAGGCCACCAAAACGACAUGGGCCACAAUGGGACUUUUGAUGACCACUAUGACAACUCAAGCCACGGCCACCAUCAAAGUGACAUGGGCCAUCACCAUGACAACACAAGCCACGGCCACCACCAGAGUCACGACAUGGGCCACAAUGUCACUUCUGAUGACCACUAUGACAACUCAAGCCACGGCCACCACCAGAGUGACGACAUGGGCCACAAUGUAACUUCUGAUGACCACUCAAGCCACGGCCACCACCAGAGUGAUAACAUGGGCCACAAUGUGACUUCUGAUGACCACUAUGACAACUCAAGCUACGGCCACCACCAGAGUGACAUGGGCCAUGACAACACAAGCCAAGGCCACCAAAACGACAUGGGCCACAAUGGGACUUUUGAUGACCACUAUGACAACUCAAGCCACCGCCACCACCAGAGUGAUGACAUGGGCCACAAUGUGACUUCUGAUGACCACUAUGACAACUCAAGCCACAGCCACCAAAAUGACAUGGGCCACAAUGUGACUUCUGAUGACAACACAAGCCACGGCCACCACCAGAGUCACGACAUGGGCCAUGACAACACAAGCCACGGCCACCAAAAUGACAUGGACCACAAUGUGACUUCUGAUGACCACUAUGACAACUCAAGCCACAGCCACCAUCAGAGUGACGACAUGGGCCACAAUGUGACUUCUGAUGACCACUACGACAACUCAAGCCACGGUCACCACCAGAGUGAUGACAUGGGCCACAAUGUGACUUCUGAUGACCACUAUGACAACUCAAGCCACAGCCACCACCAGAGUGACAUGGGCCAUCACCAUGACAACACAAGCCACGGCUACCAAAAUGACAUGGGCCACAAUGUAACUUCUGAUGACCACUAUGAUAACUCAAGCCACAGCCACCACCAGAGUGACAUGGGCCAUCACCAUGACAACACAAGCCAUGGCUACCAAAAUGACAUGGGCCACAAUGUGACUUCUGAUGACUACUACAACUCAAGCCACGGCCACCAUCAGAGUGACGACAUGGGCCACAAUGUGACUUCUGAUGACAACUCAAGCUACGGCCACCACCAGAGUCACGACAUGGGCCAUCACCAUGACAACACAAGCCACGGACACCAAAAUGACAUGGGCCACAAUGUGACUUCUGAUGACCACUAUGACAACUCAAGCCACGGCCACCACCAGAGUGACAUGGGCCAUCACCAUGACAACACAAGCCACGGCUACCAAAAUGACAUGGGCCACAAUGUAACUUCUGAUGACCACUAUGACAACUCAAGCCACAGCCACCACCAGAGUGACAUGGGCCAUCACCAUGACAACACAAGCCAUGGCUACCAAAAUGACAUGGGCCACAAUGUGACUUCUGAUGACUACUACAACUCAAGCCACGGCCACCACCAGAGUGACGACAUGGGCCACAAUGUAACUUCUGAUGACCACUACGACAACUCAAGCCACGGCCACCACCAGAGUGACGACAUGGGCCACAAUGUAACUUCUGAUGACCACUAUGACAACUCAAGCCACAGCCACCACCAGAGUGACAUGGGCCAUCACCAUGACAACACAAGCCACGGCUACCAAAAUGACAUGGGCCACAAUGUGACUUCUGAUGACUACUACAACUCAAGCCACGGCCACCACCAGAGUGACGACAUGGGCCACAAUGUAACUUCUGAUGACCACUACGACAACUCAAGCCACGGCCACCACCAGAGUGACGACAUGGGCCACAAUGUAACUUCUGAUGACCACUAUGACAACUCAAGCCACAGCCACCACCAGAGUGACAUGGGCCAUCACCAUGACAACACAAGCCACGGCUACCAAAAUGACAUGGGCCACAAUGUGACUUCUGAUGACUACUAUAACUCAAGCCACGGCCACCACCAGAGUCACGACAUGGUCCACAAUGUGACUUCUGAUGACAACUAUAACUCAAGCUACGGCCACCACCAGAGUCACGACAUGGGCCAUCACCAUGACAACACAAGCCACGGCCACCAAAAUGACAUGGGCCACAAUGUGACUUCUGAUGACCACUAUGACAACUCAAGCCACAGCCACCACCAGAGUGACAUGGGCCAUCACCAUGACAACACAAGCCAUGGCUACCAAAAUGACAUGGGCCACAAUGUGACUUCUGAUGACUACUACAACUCAAGCCACGGCCACCAUCAGAGUCACGAGAUGGGCCAUCACCGUGACAACACAAGCCACGGCCACCAAAAUGACAUGGGCCACAAUGUGACUUCUGAUGACCACUACUACAACUCAAGCCACGGCCACCACCAGAGUGAUGACAUGGGCCACAAUGUCACUUCUGAUGACCACUAUGACAACUCAAGCCACGGCCACCAUCAGAGUGACAUGGGCCAUCACCAUGACAACACAAGCCACGGCCACCAAAAUGACAUGGGCCACAAUGUGACUUCUGAUGACCACGACGACAACUCAAGCCACGGCCACCACCAGAGUGACGACAUGGGCCACAAUGUAACUUCUGAUGACAACUCAAGCCACGGCCACCACCAGAGUGACGACGUGGGCCACAAUGUAACUUCUGAUGACCACUAUGACAACUCAAGCCACGACCACCAUCAGAGUGACAUGGGCCAUCACCAUGACAACUCAAGCUACGGCCACCAUCAGAGUGACAUGGGCCAUCACCAUGACAACACAAGCCAAGGCCACCAAAACGACAUGGGCCACAAUAUGACUUCUGAUGACCACUACGACAACUCAAGCCACGGCCACCACCAGAGUCACGACAUGGGCCAUGACAACACAAGCCACGGCCACCAAAAUGACAUGGGCCAUCACCAUGACAACACAAGCCACGGCCACCAAAAUGACAUGGGCCAUCACCAUGACAACACAAGCCAAGGCCACCAAAAUGACAUGGGCCACAAUGUGACUUCUGAUGACCACUACGACAACUCAAGCCACGGCCACCACCAGAGUGACGACAUGGGCCACAAUGUGACCUCUGAUGACCACUAUGACAACUCAAGCCACAGCCACCAUCAGAGUGACAUGGGCCAUCACCAUGACAACUCAAGCUACGGCCACCAUCAGAGUGACAUGGGCCAUCACCAUGACAACACAAGCCAAGGCCACCAAAACGACAUGGGCCACAAUGUGACUUCUGAUGACCACUACGACAACUCAAGCCACGGCCACCACCAGAGUCAUGACAUGGGCCAUCACCAUGACAACACAAGCCACGGCCACCAAAAUGACAUGGGCCACAAUGUGACUUCUGAUGACUACUACAACUCAAGCCACGGCCACCAUCAGAGUGACGACAUGGGCCACAAUGUGACUUCUGAUGACAACUCAAGCUACGGCCACCACCAGAGUCACGACAUGGGCCAUCACCAUGACAACACAAGCCGCGGACACCAAAAUGACAUGGGCCACAAUGUGACUUCUGAUGACCACUAUGACAACUCAAGCCACGGCCACCACCAGAGUGACAUGGGCCAUCACCAUGACAACACAAGCCACGGCUACCAAAAUGACAUGGGCCACAAUGUAACUUCUGAUGACCACUAUGACAACUCAAGCCACAGCCACCACCAGAGUGACAUGGGCCAUCACCAUGACAACACAAGCCAUGGCUACCAAAAUGACAUGGGCCACAAUGUGACUUCUGAUGACUACUACAACUCAAGCCACGGCCACCACCAGAGUGACGACAUGGGCCACAAUGUAACUUCUGAUGACCACUACGACAACUCAAGCCACGGCCACCACCAGAGUGACGACAUGGGCCACAAUGUAACUUCUGAUGACCACUAUGACAACUCAAGCCACAGCCACCACCAGAGUGACAUGGGCCAUCACCAUGACAACACAAGCCACGGCUACCAAAAUGACAUGGGCCACAAUGUGACUUCUGAUGACUACUAUAACUCAAGCCACGGCCACCACCAGAGUGACGACAUGGGCCACAAUGUGACCUCUGAUGACCACUAUGACAACUCAAGCCACAGCCACCAUCAGAGUGACAUGGGCCAUCACCAUGACAACUCAAGCUACGGCCACCAUCAGAGUGACAUGGGCCAUCACCAUGACAACACAAGCCAAGGCCACCAAAACGACAUGGGCCACAAUGUGACUUCUGAUGACCACUACGACAACUCAAGCCACGGCCACCACCAGAGUCAUGACAUGGGCCAUCACCAUGACAACACAAGCCACGGCCACCAAAAUGACAUGGGCCACAAUGUGACUUCUGAUGACCACUACGACAACUCAAGCCACGGCCACCACCAGAGUGACGACAUGGGCCACAAUGUAACUUCUGAUGACCACUAUGACAACUCAAGCCACGGCCACCACCAGAGUCACGACAUGGGCCACAAUGUAACUUCUGAUGACCACUAUGACAACUCAAGCCACAGCCACCAUCAGAGUGACAUGGGCCAUCACCAUGACAACUCAAGCUACGGCCACCAUCAGAGUGACAUGGGCCAUCACCAUGACAACACAAGCCAAGGCCACCAAAACGACAUGGGCCACAAUAUGACUUCUGAUGACCACUACGACAACUCAAGCCACGGCCACCACCAGAGUCACGACAUGGGCCAUGACCACACAAGCCACGGCCACCAAAAUGACAUGGGCCAUCACCAUGACAACACAAGCCACGGCCACCAAAAUGACAUGGGCCAUCACCAUGACAACACAAGCCACGGCCACCAAAAUGACAUGGGCCAUCACCAUGACAACACAAGCCAAGGCCACCAAAAUGACAUGGGCCACAAUGUGACUUCUGAUGACCACUACGACAACUCAAGCCACAGCCACCACCACAGUGACAUGGGCCACAAUGUGACUUCUGAUGACAACUCAAGCUACGGCCACCAUCAGCGUGACAUGGGCCAUCACCAUGACAACACAAGCCAUGGCCACCAAAAUGACUUGGGCCACAAUGUGACUUCUGAUGACCACUAUGACAACUCAAGCUACAGCCACCAUCAGAGUGACCUGGGCCAUCACCAUGACAACUCAAGCCACAGCCACCAAAAUGACAACGUGGACCCUCACCAUGACAACAUGGGUUACAAUGUGACUUCUGAUAACUCAAGUCACCAGAGUGACGACAUGGGUCACAGCCUGACAUCAAACUACCACAAUGACAACUGAAGCCAUGACAACGACCAAGUUGAGUUGGGCCACAAGGUGACAUUUAAAGUGCAACGUCAUUCAAUCGGAGCAGUAAUGUGACUAUGCUUAAUGUUCAUAACGAAAUGUGUUUUUUUUUUUUUUGUGCGGUGUCUAAUGUCAGCAGGAAGAAAACAUCAAGUAUUUAUGAAAUCUGGAUUUAAAAAUAAACAAAUUUACACCCAA
Nerophis lumbriciformis (worm pipefish) is the source of this 6499-nucleotide messenger RNA. RefSeq lists its product as uncharacterized. The record is from RefSeq and is a predicted model, not a curated record. Lineage: Eukaryota; Metazoa; Chordata; Actinopteri; Syngnathiformes; Syngnathidae.